AUGAUAUGACGUUCGUCCAGACACGCACGCUGUUCUUCCUGAAGGUGGUAUUGCGGGCCAACAACAGUCGCGGAGUGCAUGAGCAAUGGCGUAUGUCUGUGCUGAACGCAUUCCAAACCAAUGCCAAGGCCUGUGCGUGGUUUGCCGAGUGGUUGAUGGACCGAGAUGAGGGUAUGUGA
Messenger RNA from Sphaeroforma arctica JP610, 179 nucleotides. RefSeq lists its product as hypothetical. The transcript has a single exon. The annotation marks the transcript as partial. The record is from RefSeq and is a predicted model, not a curated record. Lineage: Eukaryota; Ichthyosporea; Ichthyophonida.